Messenger RNA from Marmota flaviventris (yellow-bellied marmot), 4618 nucleotides. It is a transcript of the gene Ammecr1l, whose product is annotated as AMMECR1 like. The record is from RefSeq and is a predicted model, not a curated record. Gene Ontology annotation, cellular component: nucleus. Lineage: Eukaryota; Metazoa; Chordata; Mammalia; Rodentia; Sciuridae.
GCCCGGUCUGCGCCUCGCGUCCGGCCAGCCCGCCGGCCCGCUUCUCUCGGGAGCCCCCACCCAGGCGCAUGGCUCCAUGAAGCAGGAGGAGGAGGAGGCAGAGCGCGAGAGGUCCCGUCCGCCCCGGCCGCGUCUGGGCCAGGAGAAAAGGUACAGGAAGAAGGAAUGGAAUUGGAAGGAAGAAAAUUCAUUCCAGAGACAGAGUAGCUCCCCUCCUUUGUUGUAGCUGUUCCUCUGACAAUACAGACUUUCUGUUUUCAGAUUCUGCAGUAUUCCAGACCACGAGCACCAAAUCAGGAUGGGAAAAAGACGCUGUGUUCCUCCACUUGAGCCCAAGUUGGCAGCUGGCUGUUGUGGGGUCAAGAAGCCCAAAUUAUCUGGAAGUGGAACUCAUAGUCACGGGAACCAGUCCACAACUGUCCCCGGCUCUAGUUCAGGACCUCUCCAAAACCACCAGCAUGUGGACAGCAGCAGUGGACGGGAGAAUGUGUCGGACUUAACUCUGGGACCUGGAAACUCUCCCAUCACACGAAUGAAUCCCGCAUCGGGAGCGCUGAGCCCUCUUCCCCGGCCCAAUGGAACUGCCAACACCACUAAGAAUCUGGUGGUGACUGCAGAGAUGUGCUGCUAUUGCUUUGACGUACUCUACUGUCACCUCUAUGGCUUCCCACAGCCACGACUUCCUAGAUUCACCAAUGACCCCUAUCCCCUCUUUGUGACGUGGAAGACAGGGCGGGACAAGCGUCUUCGUGGCUGCAUCGGGACUUUCUCAGCCAUGAAUCUUCAUUCAGGACUCAGGGAAUAUACGUUAACCAGUGCACUUAAGGACAGCCGAUUUCCCCCCCUGACCCGAGAGGAGCUGCCUAAACUUUUCUGCUCUGUCUCCCUCCUUACUAACUUUGAGGAUGCCAGUGAUUACCUGGACUGGGAGGUAGGGGUCCAUGGGAUUCGAAUUGAAUUCAUCAAUGAAAAAGGUGUCAAACGCACAGCCACAUAUUUACCUGAGGUUGCUAAGGAACAAGACUGGGAUCAGAUUCAGACAAUAGACUCCUUGCUCAGGAAAGGUGGCUUUAAGGCUCCAAUUACCAGUGAAUUCAGAAAAACGAUCAAACUCACCAGGUACCGAAGUGAGAAGGUGACAAUCAGUUACGCAGAGUAUAUUGCUUCUCGACAGCACUGUUUCCAGAAUGGCACUCUUCAUGCCCCGCCCCUCUACAAUCAUUACUCCUGACACACGGCUGCAUGACCAGUCCCACCCCCCUGUGGCCACCAAUGGCUAUGACAUCAUUGGAGCAGAUGCCUCCUCUUCCUGGUCCAGUUACUUCUAUUACUGCACCAUUUUAUGAUGCUAGCUUCCGUUGCCAAGUCUGCCCCCCACUGACUGAGGGGGUGUGGGGUUAAUUGAAUGAAACAGAACUUGAGGGGCCCAAGCCUUAUCUCAGCCUUUCCUCAAUAUGGGGUUCCGUUGGAUUGGGGCUCCUCCAUGACUAGUGAAAAUUACUGUGUGGGUUCAGAAGACCCUGGUCUGGUGAUUUGCCGCAUGUGUUAUUGGUCACACCCUGGAAGUCGGAAUUGAUGAUCCAUGGAGGCUUACCCCACACACACCCCCACAGCCUCCCCAGAUCAAUAGGUGUAUUCCCCUGGCAGUCUGGGCAACGGAGACCAACAAGAAACAUUUUUAGGUUGUUUUAAAUUCCUUUUUUUAAACUUCCAGUUUAUUGCAUACCAAGAGUUGAUCACAACCUCCAUGCUUCGUAAGUGGACGCCAUAUUAGGGUUGAGCAUGGGCACCACGAGUCCUUUGAGGCUCCUGGAUAGAGACCCAUAUCAAGAUCGGAAGCCCUUUGGAUGGCGUUGCAGAUCCCAUUGCUCAAUAAGUCGUGAAGGUUUUAAUUCUCAUCCCACUCUCAGUUGGAUUUUCCGGCACUCUCCCUGCAUCAAGUCUGCUGGUAUUGAACAGAGCUCUGUGAUGUAGCCUGCUGAGGAAUGGAGUGGAGAUGUCCCUGGAGGUCCCGGUGUCAUCACUUCGUGCAGGCAUGAAAGGAGAGACCUCUUCCUCACCACCUGGCUACCUCACUCCUCUAUUGGUAGCAGUGCCUACACAGCUGGAUGUAGGUUCUUGGAAGCAUAGAUGUGCAAACAGGCAAUGGGUUUGGGGCUGUCAGAGGGCACAUUGUCAUAGGAGAGAAUCCAGGGUCUCUGAGUGGUUUUCUUUUCAGGCAGACAUCCCGAGGGACUUUUAAGCAGUGGAGUUCCUUUUUCUAGUUUGCCUGAAGUGGGAAGACUGUUGGUGUUUCAGUCCUUUAUAGGACUCUAGAACAAAGCUGUGUAAUUAAACAAGGUGAAUCUUUAAUCUUGCCUACUAUGGGAAUCUUCAACCCAGGAGGGCAAAUUUCCAAACCACUCAUUUUUUUCUGGGUCAUUUAAACUUCCAUGUGACAUUUCCCUUUCCUAUUGCUGAUUUUCAAAUAGCCAUCAGCAAGUUUUCCUCCCCCUUGCCUCUUCACUUAUUUGGUGGCAAAAUUCAUAGAACUUGGGAGAUUCUUUGAAUGCAUUGUCGCAAAGGCACUGCUAAAGUGAUUUACAGGAAGAGGUGGCCAGCUGGAAAAAAGGAUCCUGAGGACUAUACACUGGUAUUCAACAACAUGCUUAGAGAACUCUUAAAUGGAUUGGGUGUCAACCCAGUGAACACAUGUUUUGAUUUAAUUUAUUUUUUUAAGAGUUUAUGUGGUGAUGGUGUGGCUUUCCAAAAAAGGUGACUAUUCAAGUCCUUCUGCCAGGAAUAGGGGAGGGGGAGCAGGGGCACAAUCUAAGAAGGGAUGUUGUUCAAGGCAUCACCUUUGAGUUCCUGGGCAGGAAUGGGUAAGGGAGCAGGUUUGUGCUGCUGGCAAGGACCUGGAAUAUGUGGGGAAGACAUGGGGGACAUCAGGGUGCCCAAGCUGCUUUCCCCUCACUGCUGUGCUAGGUUCCCAUGGCCUAUCACAUUCCCCCUGCAAUGUAAAUGAAGGGUAAGGGUUUGGUUUAUGAUUUCCUACUGCUGAGGAUAAUAAAUGUCUUGUUACAAACAGAUGUGAUGACAGUUACUCUUAGGUGCCAUGGAUUGAUGUCAGGGUGGUCAGCUCUGGACUAAGCCACCCACCUCCAGUUUGUACAACAGUAUUGAUACAUAGGGCUACACUCAUUACUGUUCAAGUGUUCUAUGUUAAAAGUUGUGUUUAAUUUCUAAAGAUUUAAAAAAAGCAAAAAAAAUUGGUGCUAAACUUUCACCCCUGAGACUGGUCAUGCAAGCAUUUACAGUGCCAUGCUCCUCAAGCCUAUUUUUCUUGUAGAAAUGUUGCCCUAUUUGUCUUCCCCAAUGUAUAAUAUGAAUUUUAUUUUAUUUUAUUUUAUUGAGGGUAGGAUAGGAUACCUGCCAUUUAAGAAAAUGAACAGAAAAUUUAAAAACCCAAGAAAUGGGGAAAAAAAUCAGUGCACAAGAAUCAGGCUGGUGAAGCCCAGCAUCACACUGAAGUGGGCUCAGUGGUUUCUGGAGUGAAGAAGCCUUACUCCCUGAACAUUCCCUCAUGCACCCAAAGAAGUCCAGCAAUGGGAAAGCUAGGUUCCUCUUGCCUUGUCAAGGGAACUUGAGAGUUGGCCAAGGGAAACUGUAGUGUCCUGUAAGGAAUGGACACUGCUGGUGUCCAUCUGGAUGGGGAGCUAGUCAGGAAGCGGUCUGGAAGUGUAUGGGUCAGGAUGGCCUCAUGGAAAUCUGUGGCAGGUGGCUUUCAGGAAAAUAGACUUAGUCUGGGUCAUCCACAUGGCAGCUUUGCAUAGGGAGGUGGACAGCUCCAAAUGAAUUGAACUGCCUUCCACACGUUUGACCAAAGCAGUGAAGAGGGUGGCCAGUACCUACGAGUACGUGGGUGGUAGAGAAGAGGGAGUGUUUCCUGCCCAGUGUUUCCUUUGUCCUUGGGCUGCUGGAGCUGAAUAGCAUGGUAACCACUGUUAACGGAACCAGCUGGACUUCACCGGCUUGGUUCAGAGUUUGUUUCAUCCCUAGCUGUGAGUGCCUUUUGGUCUGGAAAGUUGGCUUGUCUCAUAAUACCCACAGCUAGGACAUUCUCUGUAAUUAUGAAUUGUCCUUAUUUUACAUUGAAAGAGGAUGUCUGAUCAUUAGAGUUUGUCAGUGUUGGAUUGUUUCCACUGUGAGGUUCUUAAACUUUUUCGCUUAUAAUAUUAAAACAACUCAUGUUAGAGACCCUUUCCACAUGAAAGGUUUGUAGUUGAAAUGUUAUAUAUAUUUUACUGUUUAUAAUAAAAAUCAUCUAUACAAAUGAAGUCUUGGGUGUUAAUUUUUGCACAAGAUAUGUUUUCCAUGAUAUGUUAACAUCUACAAUUUCACUAACUGUUAAUGUUAUUUUCUAUUGAGAUUUCUGGAGCCUAGGGAGCUAUCUGUUCUGUUUGUUUAUUUUCGUUCUUAUUUCCCUAAAGCAAGAGACUGUAUGGCCUUCAGUGCAAAGACUUCAGACCAAUUCUUUGUAUUACACUUGGUUGCCUCUUGGCUAUAUAACUUCUGAGUGCAAAUCAUUGAACUCUUUAAUGAAGUAUUGUAGAGAAUAAAUCAUAAUGGGUAAAAAUUG